UCUGAUAUAUCAGGCCUCCUUAAAUAGUGGCUGGUGGUGAAUGGCCAUAUACAGAGGCCGAUCCGCACAGUUGUAACUUUCCACGAGCACAUGGCAAUUGUAAGGUACCUACCUCCCAAUGCAUCAUGCAGAAUUAUCUAUCUAUCCCGUCACCCCAAGUCUCAUGUAGAAAAUUACCCCACACAAAUGCUUCUAUGUUCUUUCCUUCUUAGACCCCGACGAAUACACCAAUACAAUUCCAAGACCUUCUCAUCAUUUAGCCUCUAACAUAACAACUACUUAAAUCCUCAACUAUUUGAGCACACCUUUCUUCGACUCCCAGAGUUAACAAAUACGUCACUUUUCACCCCCCCCCCCCCGCAACUUCUCUCAUAGCAUAUCUCCUACGGCGUGUCUCCUACGGCGUACCUAUCUCCUUUCGGACCUAACAUAUCAAACUCAAAUCGAGAACAUGGAAUCGCAGACUACCGCCAAUCAAGCCCAGCCCCAGCUUGGAGUGCUCCUUCAGGGCAUCGGCAAACUAGUAGAAGCAGCGCUCUCGUCAAAUAGCGCUAUAGUGCAGGACCAUGCCAUUAAAUCCGAUAGUACCUUACUUCGGUCUCGUCAAUCCGAGUUGCUUAAGGAAUUUAAGGAUAUGAUGCUUACGGUUCAGAAUAGAGCAUCCAAGGCGAUCUACGAGGUAGAGACGAAAUUGGGAUCAUUGGAGGACUUGCCUGGUGUUAGUCCGGGAAGCGAGGUGAACCGCCUAUUGGGAUGCACGCUCCUAGGCCGUAGACCGAGUUAUAAACUUCGCGAUUCUGUCCACGGCAUUCCCCGUCCACAGUUGGUCACCUACGAUGAAGCUAGCCCGAUGCUGCCCCAGAACUUUGGGGAUCCUAUCGUGGCCUUGCAACCUACGUUGCGAAACGUCUGGGUAAUCCAGCAUGCUUAUGCAAAGCUGCUAAAUCAUAAAGAGGUCCUUAUCCAGCAAUAUCUUGCCGCAGCAGACGAAAGUGCAGUAGUGAGCCGUAAAAUAUCUCGCGAGUACUAUGAAGACCUCAGCUUAGGACAAUUGCCUUCAAAGAACAAGCUGGGCAACUUGCUCGAUGUCAAGCACUCGUCGUAUAACCAUGCGACACACGAUCUACAGAUUGUCCUCGUCUUCAAGGAACUUGGUGGUAGCCUCAAGUAUGUGGAGGCCGUGAAAGGAGAUCCGGUGAAUAUAGGAAAUGACGAAGAGAAUGGUCAAUAUCUAGUCCUCCCUGUUGCUGAAGCAAGCAUCAAGAACCUCUACGACGCAUAUAGGUCUCUCAGAAAAGCGACUUCAGAACAGCGUCGAGCUACUAAGGACAAGGAAUUUGCGGCCAAACUACCGGUGGACGAGAUGGACGAGCUCCAAAAGCGGUUUAGUUCUACCGGGAGUGGGCUUCUUAACGAAACGAACGUCAGUAGCACUAGGAAGCGUCGCCGAAUGGUGGACGAUGACGGCGAAUGAAUAAUCUCAUCUAAAGGAUACAUAAGAGUCUUUCUAGACCUUGCACAUCUUACACGCCUUGAAAGUAUUUAAGGGAUUUUAUUAAGAGUGUUCCACGGGAUGCUAGCUAAAUAUUAGGUGGCAUAAGAGGUGUAUCAUUAGUGAAUAAUUAGGUAGCACCUGAUGCAACGGCAUGGUGCCCAUUGCGUCAACAGCUAGGUGGUGGACCAGGUUGCUUGAUUGGGGCAAUCUCAUUUCCACGAUAGGAAGGACGGUCAAGAAGAAAGCGGGAACAUCACGAUAAACAUUUUAGUGUCGUGGAUAUCACGGAAGGAUUUAGAGAAGGAAAUUAUCAUAUUCAUUCCCCGGGAACAUAUGAUGCGGGACACAGCUGAAGGUAGACGAGGCAAGAC
Molecule: messenger RNA, 1866 nt
Organism: Daldinia loculata
Lineage: Eukaryota; Fungi; Ascomycota; Sordariomycetes; Xylariales; Hypoxylaceae
Exons: 1
Coding region: 452-1474 (340 amino acids)
Source: RefSeq, a predicted model, not a curated record